Messenger RNA from Eptesicus fuscus (big brown bat), 949 nucleotides. It is a transcript of the gene PRSS37, whose product is annotated as serine protease 37. Gene Ontology annotation, biological process: proteolysis; positive regulation of acrosome reaction. The transcript has 6 exons. Lineage: Eukaryota; Metazoa; Chordata; Mammalia; Chiroptera; Vespertilionidae. The record is from RefSeq and is a predicted model, not a curated record. Gene Ontology annotation, cellular component: acrosomal vesicle. Bases 143 to 850 code for a protein of 235 amino acids. Gene Ontology annotation, molecular function: serine-type endopeptidase activity.
GAAGUCUAAAGAGAUAGGUUUCUUUUUCCUUCCUUCCCUGAAAGACCCCAAUAGAGGUGUUCUCAAGGAGAAGACUGAGCUGAAAAAGUUCCAUACUCUACUGAUCUUCUCCUACAUGUCACAGGGAAAGAUCUAGAUUGCUAUGAAAUUUAUCUUCUAUUUGAGUGUCCUUGUUGGAGCAUUUUUCUCCACUCACUCGUCUGUGCAGAAAGAAGACCAUGCUCCCUAUUUGGCUUACCUCAAGUCUCACUUCAACCCCUGUGUGGGUGUCCUCAUCAAAAAAAACUGGGUGCUGGCCCCAGCUCACUGCUACUUACCAAAUCUGAAAGUGUUGCUGGGAAAUUUCAGGAUCAGAGUCAAAGAUGGGACAGAGCAGACCAUUAGCCCCAUCAAUAUUAUCCGCUACUGGAACUUUAGUGAUAGCUCCCCCCAGGAUGACCUCAUGCUCAUUAAGCUGGCCAAGUCAGCCAACUUCAGCCACAAAGUCCAGCCUCUCGCCCUCGCCACCAGCAACGUCCGGCCAGGCACCGUCUGUCUGCUUUCAGGUCUGGACUGGAGCCAUGACAACAGUGGCAGGCACCCGGACCUGAGGCAGACCCUGGAGGCCCCCGUGAUGUCUGAUAAAGAGUGCCAGACAACCGAGCAAGGAAGAAGCCACAGGAACGCCUUAUGUGUGAAAUUUGUCAAAGUGUUCAGCCGAAUUUUUGGGGAAGUGGCUGUCGCUACUGUCAUCUGCAAAAACAAGCUCCAGGGGAUCGAGGUCGGACACUUCAUGGGCGGGGAUGUCGGCAUCUACACCAAUGUUUACAAAUAUAUACCCUGGAUUGAGAACACCACUAAAGACAAAUGAGACCCUACUCGCUCUGCAGCCCACCAGCUCCACACCCGACUCUGCUAUUUCCCCAAAACUCAAAAUAAAAGUGUCCAGAUAGAAAUAUCUGGAGGCAUC